Messenger RNA from Nerophis lumbriciformis (worm pipefish), 6467 nucleotides. RefSeq names its product leucine-rich repeat neuronal protein 4. Lineage: Eukaryota; Metazoa; Chordata; Actinopteri; Syngnathiformes; Syngnathidae. The record is from RefSeq and is a predicted model, not a curated record.
UUUUCUUUUUUCUUUUUUUUUUUUAGAGGAGAUUCAGAUAAAUAAAUAGGAGCAGCAGGCAAGUGGAGGGCACACUAGCAGAUUCCUCAAGAGUUCAUAGGAGUGCGAGCAUCUACGGCACCAUUAACAGGCUCUGUGAUGGCUGCCAACAGAAACUUUCCCUUGACAAUCAUCUUCCUGGCUCUCAUUAAAAGUUCCAUUACCCAGCCGGGGUCCAAUCCCGCAGGACCCCUCAUACCCGCCAAGGACGAGGAGCUCCCCCCGGAUGACUAUUACGACAUCGAGGACGAACCGAGCACUGUUCCGCCAAAGAUCGUUUCUCCGAGAGGAGGAAUAGCCGUGCAGAGAUGUGACUACAACCCCUGCACGGAGAACCAACCACCGUGCUCCGAGCUCUCAGCCGCCAAUCACUGCUUGUGUCCGGGGUUUACGUCUCACCUGGUGGCGCCGGAGGCUCCUUACCUGAAAUCCGUAGCUUGGAACGGGUCUGACGUGGUCGUGCGCUGGUGUGCCCCUUUGUCCUACGUGACGGCCUACAGCGUGACGGUCGGCGGGAAAGAGAGGCAGAGGUUCGGGAGGGAGCGGCGAAGGGGCGGCGUGGGUCCCGUCGAGAACUUCUCCGAGGUGUGCGUGGUGGCGCUGAACAACGCCGGAGAUAGCGAAGCCUCGUGUGUGAUGUACCAGCCUAAGGACCACAGUCUGCCUCUCAAAGCAGGACUGAUAGGGGGCGCUCUCGGCCUCCUCAUGCUCCUCCUUGUGGUCGUUCUGCUUUGGAGGCGACGGCGGCAAAGGAAGCUGCGGAGAAACAUCACUGCGAGUCACACAGCUGGGACAUAAAUGACAAAACAAACCCUCUUUGGACAUUCUGCAAUAUUUAUAUUAUUACGGAUAGAAAAAUUAUAUCAAAAAAGGCCAGGCUUUAUUUGUUAUUGUUUUUCAUUUAAUUUAUUUAUUUGAAACUUAAAAAUACAGUAUUGUCAUCUGAUAAAACAAUAUGGUCAUAAUCAAUGUAAUAUAUGGUAAUAUUGAAAAAAAAAAAAAAAGACCUAAUAAUUCAAUAUGUAAAAAUACAAAAAAAAAUGUAACGUUACAUUGUUAAACAUAAAAAAAAGAAUGUAUAACUAUGUAGUAUGAUUAUGUAUAUAUUUUAUUGCAGAUUUAUCUACGUUUGAUAUUACACAUUAUGUUGGAGGAUAAGCAGAACAUGGGUGGGCGUAAAUAUAAAUACAAUGCAAACAUCCAUCCAUCCAUCCAUUUUCUACCGCUUAUCCCUUUUGGGGUCGCGGGGGGUGCUGGAGCCUAUCUCAGCUACAAUCGGGCGGAAGGCGGGGUACACCCUGGACAAGUCGCCACCUCAUCGCAGGGCCACAUAUUUUCAUAAAUACAAACACUAAUAAUGGCAAACUAUUAUUUAAAGUCACUGUUUGACAGUAACGGGUCAAACAAUACUGAAGCUUUGAAGCAUCACAAAACAAAGAAGUGAUGUGUGUGUACCUUUAGGAAAAAAAACAUUUGACCGAUAAGGCUGCUGUGUCGUUUGACUACAAAGCAGAAAACUGGCGCGUCUUUCAGCUUAGAGUGACAACCCGUACUGAAAAAAGUCAUAGUAGUGGUGGUUUUCGUCACGAUCAUCGAUCUAAAUAGAACUACUGAGGAUUAUUUUGAUUUUAUCUUCCUGUUUACUCUUUGGGUCAUUGACCAGAUAUGAACGUUUCAAAUUAUGUUUUGCACAGCUAUUCGUGCAGAAUAUAUAAAUAUAAAAAAACAUAUUCGCUAACUAUUAAUUUAAUUUCCAGGUCUAAUGUAGUGACUUUUUUUAUCCAGUGUCGGCGCCAUCGUGACACAUCAACAGUGUCUACACAGUGUCAAUACAGCUACUGAGUGUGCCACACACUCACUUACGCAUCACUACUGUUUGCUUUGUCAUUUUAAUUGUAGCCUAGGUCAGUGGAUCUCUCACCUUUUUUCACCAGAAAACACUUGGCUUUCCAAGUACCACCAUAAUGACAAACAUUAAAAUAGCGUAGUAGUCCUAAAUAUUCAUUAAAAACAAGGCAGAGGUAUUAAAUAUACUUGUUAAAUAUUUUUGGUUGUUAAUAUUUUUGGCCACUGUAAUAUUACACACAGUUUGAACAGUAACACUGUUUGAAUAUAUUUAAUUAAGUGAUUAUUUGGCGUACCACUAGCUAGAGCCCGCGUACCACUUGUGGUACACGUACCACAGUUUGAGAAUCUUAUCCUAGAUGUUUUUAAAAGUCAAAUUGUAUGUUAAAACCCAAAUCAUGCUAUUUACAAUAAUUAUACAAAAGAUCAUAAUGCUGUCAGGCAGGUGUUGAUGUAGGGUACAACAAACCCCAGCCGAGUCAUACCAAAGACUAUAAAAAUGGGACCCAAUACCUCUCUGCUUGGCACUCAGCAUCAAGGGUUGGAAUUGGGGGUUAAAUCACCAAAAAUGAUUCCCGGGCGCGGCUACCGCUGCUGCCCACUGCUCCCCUCACCUCCCAGGGGGUGAUCAAGGGUGAUGGGUCAAAUGCAGAGCAUAAUUUCGCCACACCUAGUGUGUGUGUGACAAUCAUUGGUACUUUAACUUUAACUCUACUGCAUCCUAUUGAAAACUGCUUCUAAUACACUUGAAUACCUCGGUUGUGUCUUGCAGUGCAAGUGAAUACAGUAAAAAGAGAGAAGUCAUUGAAAAAUAUGCGUAGGAGUUAAGUACAAUAUAAAGUACGCUGAUUCAUUCUGCAGCCAAGUUUUAAAGGAAAAUAAAUCCCCGAUGACAACGUUUAUAGAUAAUCAGCAGAGUUCUUUGACAUCAAUUUAGAAGAAAGCCAGUGCUUUGCUGCAUGUUUCUGCACAAUUUGGGGGCUGCAUGAGGAGUAAUGUAAACACUUGGAGUCCAAAAAACACAACACGGUAGUUUGUACAGAAUAUAAACAUACUUUAGAUGUAUUAUACUGACUUGAUUCAAUGCAUGUUCUCAUUUUUUUUAAAGUAUGGUGUCAUUUUUGAGAAAUGUUCCACACCAUAUUGCACAAUAAAAAAAAAAAGUGUGCUUUAUGCUUAAUCUCUCUGUGAGAGCUUAUGCCACUAAGCACAUUGAGUGAAUGUGAUGUGAAUGUCGCCUUUUAUUUCUCCUCAGACAAAAAGGCACAUAGAACAAGGCUUAAAUGAAUCAAAUUACUGUACAUUUCCUAAAGGUUCUAUUAAACACAGCUCAACUCUUUCUCCUGUGGAGUUGUUUACUAGCGCCAUCUGUGAUGAUGUCGGAAGUGGGAGCUCAAGUGUCUGACGUUGUUUUUCCAGCUGUCAUAAAACAUCUUUUUUGUAAGGAAAUUUGGAUUCCGUUGGACUUGUUUUGACUCCAAUAGGGACUCAGCAGUCGUCCACUCCUGUGCUGCUAUGAAGCCACGAUAAGAAGGAAUGUCCACUAAUAAGAAUGCCCACUAAUAAAGAAUGUCCACUAUUUCAAAUCUUCAAAGCUUUUGUCAACAGAUUUCCAUCUGCAUGUCUCACUUCCACAUGGUUCCCGUUUGCUAUUUUGGCGUCCUUUUCUUACAACAGAUGUUUCCAACAGUACUCUGUACACUGCAAAAAAGAGCUGACAUAAUAUAAGAUAAAAAGACUAGAUUUUAGGAAAAAUAUUACUAAAAGUUAGAAAAAUGAUCUGUCUAUGCAGCCAGUUAAUUUUACUUUAUAAAACAUCCUAAAUUAAGAUUUCUAUAUCUUGAAAUAAGUACUUUAUUCUGAAAACAAGCAUUAUUUAACAUGCAAUUCUUAAAUUAAGCAUCCUCUGGAUGUUGCUGAAUUUUUAAACAAGAUUUUCUAUGUGGAGUAAACUAACAUAUCUUAUUUGAAUAGUUAUUUUCUCAAUUUUAACGCAGAAUAGACCAAAUAUAAUUAUUCAUGCUAACAUUAAGAUGAUGCUGUAAAAUGACUAAAAAUAAGAAAAUUAGACCUUAGAACUAGGGAAAUUUAUAGAAAUAACAUUUUAAAUCUUGGCAAGUGGCAAAUAAUUUGCAGGGUAAAGUAAUGUGUUGGGCGAUCCCUCUUUUUAAGAAGUUAUUUUUAAGUCAAGACACAUUUUUUACUAGCUCCAUCAAAUAAAUUAAUUUUAUUAAAUCACAAUUAAUUGCCCAUUUUUCCACAUAGAAAGUGUGGAUAGAGGCAAUGUAAAACUAUUAUUUUUUUAAUCACUUAUUUCACAAAACCCAUGGAGAGCUGGCAUUCCAGGCUAAAGCUCCCAGACUCUGGAACAAUUUUCACCAGUCCCUCUGUGAUUUUGACUGCGUUGACACUUUUUAGAAACUUUUGAAAACUUCUCUUUUGAGUAAAGCUUUUAGUUAAUGCACUUUUUAACUAUCAAUUGUAAUCCACUUUGUAUUAUUUUAAUGAUGUUGUCCCUGUUUUAAUGUAAUUGUUGUUUUACUUCACCUAUGUUUCCAGCGACCCCAAAUGGGACAAGCGGUAGAAAAUGGAUGGAUGGAUGGAUGGAUGUUUUGUCCAACGCUUUGUGAUUUUAUCUGUGAAAAGCGCUUUAUAAAUACAAUUUACUUACUUACUUACUUACUUAUUUGCAUGUUUUUGUCGCCCUGGUCCAUGAUUACUUCAAAACUGAUACUGUGUAAAAAAAUAAAUAUAAAAGUUGUAAUUUACAGACUUUCCUGCUCUUGAGGAACACAUCAGUAGGAUAGGACGCAAAAUUAAAUAGUACAAGGCUUAACAUCUUUUUCUCUAGUUUUUGAUUUCCGGGCCUGCUUUUCUUUCUCCAUUUUCCACAGGUUCGGACUCAGUCUUCCUCCCCUUGAGGGGGCUCCUAAUUUUAAUGAUCGAAUAUGGCUUGAGUUUUUUUUUUUAAUCUUUCCAUCCAUACUUCCAUCUUCUUUAAAGUCAGAAUCAUUCAAAUGGUCACUGCAAAUUACACUUUUCUCACUUGGUGCGUCCAAUUUUGCACUAGUUUAAUUGGCUAAAGAGGACCAUACUUUCCUCAUGCUCCAAUAUUUUGGAAAUGUAUGCAGGCUGGCUCUUUCCUUAGUUGUAUUACUACAACCUGCAACAAUGCAUCUGGUAGACAUAUUUGUAAUUUCUUCAAAUUCUGUGUUUAAAUAAUUCGGGAUGAAGAUGCUACCACAACAUAUACUAUGCAAGCCUAAAAUUGCUAUUGUGUCUAUUUUGAGGGGAAUUUUACCUAUAGACAUAAUUUUAGAUUCAAGAUUCAUGAUUGUUUAUUGUCAUAUGCACAGUUAAACAGACGGUUUGCCGUACACUGAAAAUCUUACUUUGCUAGUCCACCCUUCAACAAGUCACACAAUACUUAGCUAAAAAUAAAAAAUAAAAAUAAAAAUGUAUAUACAAGGCACAGUAAGUAACAUAACAUUAUUGCACAUUCUGAUUGACAGUCAACAGUAUAAAUAUGGAGGUGACAUUUGGUCACAACAGCAGUAAAGUGUCUUUAGUGAUCAAAGGUGAAAAGUGUCUACAGUGAUGGUUCACAGUUCGGGGGUGGUCAUGGUAGCUGUCUUUUGUUCAAAAAGACAAAAGUAAAACGGGGGCUAGCAUUCACAAGUUAGCAUUCACAAGCCUGAUGGCCUGUGGGUAGAAACUGUUUGUCAGUCUCAUAGUCCUGGAUUUCAGGCUCCUGUAUCGUCUGCCUGAUGGGAGGAGGCUGAAGAGACUGUGCUGGGGGUGUGUACUGUCCUUUAUGAUGUUGUGUGCUCUCCUGGUGGCCCUGGUAGAGUACAUGUCCAUUAGUGAGGGGUCCACAACUAUGAAAUAAGUCCCAAUGUUGUCAGCAUUAGAGGGGCUCUUUAAUCAUGUUCACAAAAACCAAACAUUUAUCCACGUUGUUUGUUAUUAAUGUGAUAUUUUAAGCUGGAGAUGAGGAAGAAAACGUUUUCCUGCAGUGUGUGUAUAAUAUUUGUUUCCGGCAUGUUUCUUUUGUACUCAAAUUUCCCACGAAGAAGGCCAACGUGCUGUUUAAUGUCUUUCAUAUUGACUUGUUUGCUCCUGCAGUCUGUGACACUAAUUAGACAAACUGUCCAAAAUGUAUUACCCAGCAACAUUACAGGGACUUUGGAGGAGGCACUCUGUUAAUUGCAUGACAUUUUUUUAUCUGAUUAAUAAUUACCGGUACGCGUUCAUUUUGACAACCCUACUUUUCAUUAAAUUGUGUUUUUGGUUUGUCUUACAAGACAUUUUGCCUCUCAUCCGAGGAGGCUUCAUCAGUUCAUGCUCACAGACUGAGCGCUUGGUACCAGCUGUUAUCUACCUGCUGCAUCGUCCUCUCUCUCACCUGGAUGGUGGGAGGGGCACUAUGAGUAUCAUGUUCUAUGAUUUCUCCAGAGCAUAUUUACACCAUUCAGCCAAUUCUGAUGAGUGACAAGUUGCUCAGGAUGGGUGACAGUUCAUCCAUUGUCUCCUGGAUCACGGAUUACUUGUCUGACAGGCCCCAGUUUGUGCGACUGGGGCGC